Messenger RNA from Lottia gigantea (owl limpet), 156 nucleotides. RefSeq lists its product as hypothetical. The transcript has a single exon. The annotation marks the transcript as partial. The record is from RefSeq and is a predicted model, not a curated record. Lineage: Eukaryota; Metazoa; Mollusca; Gastropoda; Lottiidae.
UUGAAUUUUCAAGUUAGUAUGUUGAAUUUUCAAGUUAGCAACUCGAAUUUUCAAGUUAGUUACUUGAAUUUUCAAGCUAGUAUGUUUAAUUUUCAAGCUAGUAUGUUUAAUUUUCAAGUUAGUAUGUUGAAUUUUCAAGUUAGUAUGUUGAAUUUA